Molecule: messenger RNA, 565 nt
Organism: Spodoptera exigua (beet armyworm)
Lineage: Eukaryota; Metazoa; Arthropoda; Insecta; Lepidoptera; Noctuidae
Source: the annotation of a GenBank genome assembly
GAACGAACCUGAUAAGUACUUGUUUCGUAAUCGCUCGAUUUUCAGGCACUUUGCAGGUCUAAAGUAGAUUUUUCUUCGAACAAAAUGUAUCAUCAACUUAGCCGAGUUACUGGCAGGCUGGUGGCCUCAACCCACUUGCAAAGCCCACUGUUCCCUGUGGCACCCGUUGCUUUGCAACGAGUGGAGCCCCCAACCAUCCAGUACAACACCACGCACAUGUCGACUGUUGCCGACGCGUGCCCAGCUCCUGGCAAAGCUAAGUUGAUUCCUGGCACCAACACUCCUUACGCCCGUAUGUCUGAGAAGGUCAUCCAGCGACAGAAACAAUUCCAGAAAGAGGAUGAUGUCCCCGUAUUCCUGAAGGGAGGCCCUGUUGAUGGCAUCCUGUACCGUUUAACCAUGGCUCUCUGCAUCGUUGGGCUUAUUGGUGUUGGUCACACCAUCUACAUCCACGCUGUACCCAAGAAGUAAAUACAUGAAUAAAUCAAUUACUAAAUUAUGUAUUAGCUGCCUGUGUUAUAAGUGUCUCAGCACUGUGAUUAGAAAUAUAUGAUAUCAAACAACA